AACGGCGACAAAAGGUACAACGAACUAACUGCGUCUGUGCUCCCAAAUUUCAAUCGUUGUCAUCAGAAUGGCUGGUCCCAAAACGUUACUCACAAUUCUAGUGAUAGUUUGCCACGUCCACGCGAGCUGUAGCUUAGCUGAAAGCACCGUAGAAGCAGGGCAAAAUGAUGAAAACGAUCAUCCUACAAACGGUGGUUGUGCACGUGGCUUACCAGGACGAGACGGACGAGAUGGCCGUGACAGCAUAGCUCCAGGCCCACCUGGCAGAACCGGUUCUCCUGGAAGUCGUGGUGCUCCGGGCCCACCAGGCAAUAGUGGAGGCACAGUGUACACAAGAUGGGGGAAAAAGACAUGCCCAAAUGGAGCAACUCUUAUAUAUUCAGGUGUCAUGGGUGGAUCUCACUAUACUCAUAACGGUGGUGGCUCAAACUAUCUCUGCAUGCCUCUUGAUCCAAUCUACGAUAAGGUAAAAGCUGGCAGCCAAGUUUCUUCUUACAUUUUUGGUGUUGAAUAUGAAAUGAACGUACAUGCGUCUUUGUUUCCAAACAACCUUCAUGAUCAAGAUGCGACGUGCGCUGUUUGUGAAGCUGAGAAUCGUGCCAGCCAUCUUAUGAUACCUGCACGUAAUGUCUGUCCAUCUGGGUGGACUCUUGAGUACAGAGGUUAUCUAAUGUCUGAACACAUCGGUCAUAAACGAACACAAUUCAUUUGUGUUGAUUCUGAUCCUGAGGCUGUUCAAGGAACUCAGAGUAACUUGAACGGGGGGUUGUUGUAUGUCGUUGAGAGUCACUGCGGUUCUCUGCCAUGUUUGCCUUAUGUACAAGGCCAGGAACUGACAUGCGCUGUGUGCACCAAGUAAACUUACAGGUUUACACUAUAUUUCAAUCGUUUUUUACAAUGUUAUUCACAAUGUAACUUGAAGCAAUAAAGAAUCUGUUACAA
This is a messenger RNA of Dendronephthya gigantea, 942 nucleotides long. RefSeq names its product short-chain collagen C4-like. The coding region runs from base 68 to 859 and encodes 263 amino acids. NCBI's taxonomy places the organism in Eukaryota, Metazoa, Cnidaria, Anthozoa, Malacalcyonacea, Nephtheidae. The record is from RefSeq and is a predicted model, not a curated record. The transcript has 5 exons.